AUGCCGAAGCUCGCUAUUCCACUCUCUUCAACCACCACUUCUACUCCCUCCUGCGUCAUCCACAUCCGCCACCUCCUUCCCCGGUCAAGGACCCGAGCCGCAUCCUCACAAGCUCGACCCCUCGCCCACGCGCAAACCCGUCAUGAUCUCCCUGUGUACAGAAGUGCGAGCGCUUCGUCUUCUCCUUCUACACUUCCAUCACAUUCGCUCCCUCCGCUCUUCAACUUGAACUACUCUUUAACCGAUGACCUCAACCCGGACAAGGACCAUAAACCGCCGGAUGAGCGGAUAAUUAAGCUGGGGAAAACUCUCCGCAUUCUCUCUCCGCUCCUCCCAACAAUACUCACAAACCCCCUCCCACCACAUAUCCUUUCACCAAGUGUAACAUUACACCUCUUCCCCUCGACACACCCGCAUCUCCCAACCGUCAAGGGCCGAACCUUAUACCGCGCAGCGCUAUGGGCUGUACCGGUGGCAUGGAGCAGCGUGCCCUUCGUCGGAAACGUGAAAUUACAGAUCCUAAGUGAGCGAAUCGUGCGCGCGGGAACAGUACUCGAUGGACACCUUCACGGAGCCGCGCAGGACGCGACUGCAAAUGGUGAUUGCGGCGGCGACGAGAGGCUCGUUGUCAGAUGGAGGACGGAACGGACGACGCAUUCUUCUACGUCAUCAUCAUCUUCGUCAACAGCGACUACGUCGACAUCACCCUCCGCAGCGUCAACGUCCGAAUCCACAUCCCCUCUCAAAGAUAGUAAACAUGGGACGAAUAAAGGGCUGAGCGUCUUACUCGGCGGCGACGCCCCCAUCUUCAAACUCUCCAGCGACGACCAGUUCACGGGCCUGUUCAUCUUCUCUUUCGACGAAGAGGGCCGCGUACUCACGCAGACGAUUGAGCAUGCUGAGGAUGCAAGCGGGUGGGAACGCACGGCGAAGUUCGUCACGCUGACUGAUUGGUUGAUCGGGAAGGCGAGGGGGUCACUGGAGCCGAGUCCGCCGCCGGGGCUUGUGGGAUGCUCCAGCUCCAGCGGUAAUGGUGACUCUGCCCGCUCCCAGGGACCAGGCUUAGGAUUAACCGGGGACUGCUGGCGCGGGGUUCCGAGUGAGAUGAGGGGUUGA
Messenger RNA from Aspergillus calidoustus, 1116 nucleotides. The record is from the annotation of a GenBank genome assembly. NCBI's taxonomy places the organism in Eukaryota, Fungi, Ascomycota, Eurotiomycetes, Eurotiales, Aspergillaceae.